GUCAAUCUUUGCAUUGUCAAAAAGUCAUAAGUAUGCAUUUAUGACGGUGGUGAAUUUAUCAUUUGCUGCGGCUGGGUUUUUAGGAGUGUAUCAUCUGGGGGCAAUAGAGGCAAUAUUAAGACAUGGAGAUAAGCUGCUGUCCUAUUUAAAAGCCUGUGCUGGAGCAUCAGCUGGUUCUUUAGUGGCCAGUGUAUUGAUCACUGCUCCUGAUAAACUACAGCAUUGUAAGGAAUUCACCUACAGAUUUGCUAGAAAUGUCAGAAGGCAGAGGUUUGGAGCAGUGACACCAGGAUAUGACUUCCUGCUUGAACUGAGGGAAGGCAUAGAAGAGAUUCUCCCGCCCAAUGCCCACCAGUUAGCCAAUGAACGCCUCCAUGUUUCAAUAACGCACUCAAAGACGCUCAAGAACACUAUUGUGUCCAACUUCACCUCAAGGGAAGACCUCAUUCAGGUGCUCUUGGCCAGCUGCUUUGUGCCUGUCUAUGCUGGAGUGAAGCCAGUGGAGUUCCAAGGUCAGAAAUGGAUAGAUGGAGGAUUCACAGACAGUCUUCCUAUUCUUCCAAUGGGACGCACAAUCACAGUGUCACCAUUUAGUGGCCCUCAGGAUAUUUCCCCGGCUCAUAAGGGCAUGAGUAAACUUCACCUCAGACUGGCCAACAUGAGAAUAGUGAAAUCAAGACUCAUCAGACCAGGCAACAUUUUUCCAGUCUUCAACUGUCCAAUUUUGCUCUCCAAUGACAACAUCGUAAGGCUGAACCAGGCCCUGUUUCCUCCCUCAUUACCAAGACUCAAAGCACUGAACCAGGAGGGAUACCAGGAUGCUGUUUGCUUUCUUAAGACAGACAGAUGGAUGCAAUAGUUGUUUUUCUAAUUUUAGUUAUGGAAUGUCUAAACUGUGGCAUGUUGACACCAUUUUUAGGAACUUUUCCUAGUUACUGUACCAAAACAUCUUAAGAGCAGUGCAAUAUUUAAUAUUUUUUUUAUAUAUAAUAUAUAAACACUCCUCACAAAAUCUGAAUGGUUGCAGCCUGGUGCGUUGGACUCAGGAAAUAUUAUGAAAAUAGAAGAAAACAUCCCACACACAGCUGUAGCUUAAGAUCACCAAUAUUUAUUUGAACACCAGUGUUCCAGUCAUGCAACCUUCAUCAGACAUUUAAAAAAGCGAGGGUCAAAUAACCUAAAUGAUGCUGUUUCUAUAAAUAUUGGAGUUCUAGACAUCAUCAACCCAAGCCAACAUGUGAUUGGAAGGAUAUUGGACAAACCAAAAAAUAUUGUGCUGAAAUAUUAAAUGUUUUGGAGCUGAAAUAUUAAAUGUUAUUAAAGAGUGUUAAAGUGCUGACUUUUAGUUUUUCUGCACUAGAGAAUAGCUUGGUGCUACAGUUGAAGUCAGAAGUUUACAUGCACUUAGGUUGAAGUCAUUAAAACACAUUUUUUAACAACUCCACGGAUUUAAUAUUAGCAAACUAAAGUUUAGUUGUAAAGUCGUUUAGGACAUCUACUUUGUACAUGACAAGAUAUUUUUCCAACAAUUGUUUCACUUUUAAUUGACUAUAUCACAAUUUCAGUGAGUCAGAAAUUUACAUACACUAAGGUAACUGCCGGUUUGGAAAAUUCCAGAAAAUUAGAGAGACGUACGAAGCUUGUCCACGUGUUUGAGUGUUUCUCAAGUUUGAGUGUUUGACUGACGCAGCUGGCUGAAAAGCAGUGCAUGUUUUUGUUUCUUUGUACGCUGAAAAGUGUCAUUAAAUGUGUUUGUCAAGCUGGUCCCAGUUUCUCACGUUCUUAAGUGUUACAGUAUUUUAAGUAUACAGUAUUGUGGACCUCCAAAAGUCUGGUUCAUCCUUGAGAGCAAUUUCCAAAUGCCUGAAGGUACAACAUUCAUCUGUACAAACAUUAGUGCGCAAGUAUAAACACCAUGGGACCAUGCAGCCAUCAUACAGCUCAGGAAGGAGAAGCAUUCUGUCUCCUAGAGAGUAAUGUAAUUUGGUGCGUAAAGUGCAAAUCAAUCCCAGAAAUACAGCAAAUGACAUUGUGAAGAUGCUGGAGGAAUCGGGUUGACAACUAUCUAUAUCCACAGUAAAAACAAGUUCAAAAUGUAUAUAACUUGAAAGGCUGCUCAGCAAGGAAGAAUCCAAUACAUCAAAAUUGCCAUUGAAAAUCCAGAAUACAGUUUGCAAGUGCACAUGCUGACAAAGAUCUUACUAUUUGGAGAAAUUUCCUCUGGUCUAAUGAAACAAAAAUUGAACUCUUUGGCCAUAAUGACUAUUGUUAUGUUUGGAGGAAAAAGGGUGAGGUUUGCAAGCCAAAGAACACCUACCCGUGAAGCAUGGGGGUGGCAGCAUCGUGUUGUGGGGGUGCUUUGCUGCAGGAGGGACUGGUACUCUUCAUAAAGUAGAUGGCAUCAUGAGGAAGUUACACAUCAGCCAGGAAGUUAACAAUGACCCCAAGCAUACCUCCCAAGUUGUGGCAAAAUAGCUUAAGGACAACAAAGUUAAGGUAUUGGAGUGGCCACAAUGCCCAGACCUCAAUCCAGCAGAAAACCCCCACCAAUGAAAUAGUUAUUUACCUUAUAUGGGGGUGACAUACAUGUUUGAGCUAUGUGUGAAAUGUGAGAGUAGAGACAGGAAACACAUUCCUAUAGAAAACAUCCUUUGAACAGGGAAGAUGCUAAGUGGAUCUAAUUGUGUUUUUCCUUCUGACCAUCCGGCCAGAUUACUAAUAUAAGUUUCAGUAUUGAAACCCUGAUUAUUGCGAAACAUCCUGUUACGAUCCCCUGUUGUCUGCCCAGUGUUUCUCUUGUCACCUGUCAUGAACUACAUUUCCCACAAUUCCUGGCCCUCAUCACUGCCAGCACUCUAUCAUUGUUCUCACCUGUUUGUCAUUUGAUCAUCACUCUCCCUGUGUAUUUAAACCCUGUUUGUUCCCCAGUCAUUGUCGAUUGUUGUUUGUGGAUGUCUGAAGUAGAUGUUACUUUGUUCACCCAUUUCGUGUACCCUUGGAUGUUUUUAUGUUUUGGUUUCAUUUUCCCCUCGUGGACGUUUCCUUUGUUCCUGUCUGUCUUGUUUUCACUUUUGCUCAAUAAAGAACCCACGUUUAGAUCCCCACUCCUCGUCUGCCUCUCCUACUUACGUUACACAUCCACUGUUUUGGAGUUGAUCUGGAACCGAAUUAUGUGCUGACUGGCAAAUUGAGCCAUUUAGAAAGUGAAUCUCAAUAAUAUCAUUCAGCCAGGGCCGUAUCAAGACAGUGUGGUGCCCCUGGGCACUAUACCUCAAAAGGCCCCACCCCCAAAAAAAAGUUUGAUCACGCGCGCGCACACACACUCCAGCUUUGCAAUCUUGUUCAGACUGUUCAUUAUGCGAAAUAGAGCGAUAUGUAUCGCUAUUUAGUUUUAUUUAUUUUUAUACCGUGUAUUCUCCGGGUAAAUUCGUGCACCGAGACGUGACGCCCGUACCGUUUCGGUUCAAUACGAAUAACUUACAUGUACCGUCCCACCCCUAAUAUUU
Molecule: messenger RNA, 3506 nt
Organism: Xyrauchen texanus (razorback sucker)
Lineage: Eukaryota; Metazoa; Chordata; Actinopteri; Cypriniformes; Catostomidae
Product: patatin-like phospholipase domain-containing protein 4
Exons: 8
Coding region: 41-859 (272 amino acids)
Biological process (GO): triglyceride catabolic process; lipid homeostasis
Cellular component (GO): cytoplasm; lipid droplet; membrane
Molecular function (GO): triacylglycerol lipase activity; retinyl-palmitate esterase activity
Source: RefSeq, a predicted model, not a curated record